GAGGAGGGUUUCACUCCGGCUGGCGCCGCCGCCUCGCGCGCUCCUGCUCCGCCGCGACCAUCCGGGGGGUUGCUCCUCCCAAGUACCAUGUGUGACGGCGCCCUGCUGCCUCCCCUCGCCCUGCCCUUGCUGCUGCUGCUGGUUUGGGGACUGGACCCGGGCACAGCUGUCGGCGACGCGGCGGCCGACGUGGAAGUGGUGCUCCCGCGGCGGGUGCGCCCGGACGACGUGCACCUGCCGCCGCUGCAGCCCGGGGUCCCCGGGCCCCGACGGCGGCGGCGGCCCCGCGCGCCCCCAGCCGCCCCGCGCCCCCCGCCCGGCGAGCGCGCGCUGCUGCUGCACCUGCCGGCCUUCGGGCGCGACCUGUACCUGCAGCUGCGCCGCGACCUGCGCUUCCUGUCCCGCGGCUUCGAGGUGGAGGAGGCCGGCGAGGCCUGGCGCCGGGGACGCCCCGCCGAGCUGUGCUUCUACUCGGGCCGCGUGCUGGGCCACCCGGGCUCCCUGGUCUCCGUCAGCACCUGCGGCGCUGCAGGCGGCCUGGUCGGCCUCAUCCAACUGGGGCAGGAACAGGUGCUCCUCCAGCCCCUCAACAGCUCCCGGGGCCCGCACGGCGGCCGAGAACACCUGCUCAGGCGCAAAUGGUCCCUGGCACCCAGCCCCUCCGCCCAGGCCCAGGCCCCGGGCCCGCUCUGCCAGGUGCUAACAGAAAAGAAGAAGCCGGGGAAGGGCGGGCCGUCGCCGGACUGGCGGGAGCGGAGGAGCGCCAUCCGGCUCACCAACGAGCACACAGUGGAGACCCUGGUGGUGGCCGACGCCGACAUGGUGCAGUACCACGGGGCCGAGGCCGCCCAGAGGUUCAUCCUCACUGUCAUGAACAUGGUUUACAAUAUGUUCCAGCACCAGACCCUGGGGAUCAAGGUGAACAUCCAGGUCACCAAGCUCGUGCUGCUGCGACAGCGCCCUGCCAAGCUGUCCAUUGGCCACCACGGAGAGCGGUCCCUGGAGAGCUUCUGCCACUGGCAGAACGAGGAGUACGGAGGCGCCCGGUACCUCGGCAACAACCAGGUGCCCGGAGGCAAGGACGACACGCCCCCCGUGGAUGCCGCCGUGUUCGUGACCAGGACAGAUUUCUGCGUGCACAAAGACGAACCGUGCGACACCGUCGGGAUUGCUUACUUAGGAGGCGUGUGCAGCGCCAAGAGGAAGUGUGUGCUCGCCGAGGACAACGGCCUCAACCUCGCCUUCACCAUCGCCCACGAGCUGGGCCACAACUUGGGCAUGAACCACGACGACGACCACGCGUCCUGCGCCGGCAGGUCCCACAUCAUGUCUGGGGAGUGGGUGAAAGGCCGGAACCCCAGCGACCUCUCCUGGUCCUCCUGCAGCCGAGAUGACCUUGAAAACUUCCUCAAGUCAAAAGUCAGCACCUGCUUGCUGGUCACGGACCCCCGGAGCCAGCACGCCGUGCGCCUCCCCCACAAGCUGCCUGGCAUGCACUACAGCGCCAACGAGCAGUGCCAGAUCCUGUUUGGCACCAACGCCACCUUCUGCAGAAACAUGGAGCAUCUGAUGUGCGCGGGGCUGUGGUGCCUGGUGGAAGGAGACGCCUCCUGCAAGACGAAGCUGGACCCGCCCCUGGACGGCACCGAGUGUGGGGCCGACAAGUGGUGCCGCGCGGGCGAGUGCGUGAGCAAGACGCCCAUCCCGGAGCACGUGGACGGAGACUGGAGCCCCUGGGGCGCCUGGGGCAUGUGCAGCCGCACGUGCGGGACCGGAGCCCGCUUCCGGCAGAGGAAAUGCGACAACCCCCCCCCUGGGCCCGGAGGCUCGCACUGCCUGGGCGCCAGCGUGGAGCACGCGGUCUGCGAGAACCCCCCCUGCCCCAAGGGCCUGCCCAGCUUCCGGGACCAGCAGUGCCAGACGCAUGACCGGCUGAGCAGCAAGAAGAAGGGCCUGCUGACGGCGGUGGUGGUGGACGAUAAGCCGUGUGAGCUGUACUGCUCGCCCCUGGGGAAGGAGUCCCCGCUGCUGGUGGCCGACAGGGUCCUGGACGGCACGCCCUGCGGGCCCUACGAGACCGACCUCUGCGUGCACGGCAGGUGCCAGAAAAUCGGCUGCGACGGCAUCAUCGGGUCGGCGGCCAAGGAGGACCGGUGCGGGGUGUGCAGCGGGGACGGCAAGACCUGCCGCGUGGUCAAGGGCGACUUCAGCCACUCCCGGGGGACAGGCUAUAUCGAAGCCGCUGUCAUUCCCGCCGGAGCUCGGAGGAUCCGCGUGGUGGAGGACAAACCCGCCCACAGUUUCCUAGCCCUCAAGGACUCCAGCCGGAGGUCCAUCAACAGCGACUGGAAGAUCGAGCUCCCCGGAGAGUUCCAGAUCGCCGGCACCACGGUCCGCUACGUCCGCAGGGGCCUGUGGGAGAAGAUUUCUGCCAAGGGACCGACCAAAAUCCCCCUGCACUUGAUGGUGUUGUUAUUUCAUGACCAGAAUUACGGAAUUCACUAUGAGUACACCAUCCCCGUAAACGCCACGGCUGAGAAUCAGAGCGAGCCCGAGAAACCCCACGACUCCUUGUUCAUCUGGACCCACAGUGGCUGGGAGGGGUGCAGCGUGCAGUGUGGAGGAGGGGAACGCAGGACCAUCGUGUCCUGCACGCGCAUCGUGAACAAGACCACGACGCUGGUGAAUGACAGCGACUGCCCCCCAGCGAGCCGCCCGGAGCCCCAGGUCCGAAGGUGCAACUCACACCCAUGCCAGGCACGGUGGGUGGCCGGCCCGUGGAGCCCCUGCUCAGCGACCUGCGAGAAGGGCGUCCAGCAGCGGGAGGUGACCUGCGUGUACCAGCUGCAGAACGGCACCCACGUCACCACGCGGCCCCUCUACUGCCAGGGCGCCCGGCCCGCGCCCGUGCAGAGCUGCGAGGGCCAGGACUGCCUGUCCAUCUGGGAAGCGUCCGAGUGGUCACAGUGUUCCGCCAGCUGUGGCCACGGCACGCAGAAGCGCACCGUGACCUGCACCAACUCCCAAGGGAAGUGCGACGCGUCCACCCGGCCCCGCGCGGAGGAGGCGUGCGAGGACUACUCCGGCUGCUACGCGUGGAGGACCGGGGACUGGUCCAAGUGCUCCUCCACCUGCGGGAAGGGCCUGCAGUCCCGCGUGGUGCAGUGCAUGCACAAGGUCACCGGGCGCCAUGGCAACGAGUGCCCCACCCUCUCGAAGCCCGCGGCCUACAGGCAGUGCCACCAGGAGGUCUGCAACGACAAGAUCAAUGUGAACACCAUCACCUCCCCUCGCCUCGCUGCCCUGACCUAUAAGUGCACGCGGGACCAGUGGACCGUGUACUGUCGGGUCAUCCGGGAAAAGAACCUUUGCCAGGACAUGCGGUGGUACCAGCGUUGCUGCCAGACAUGCAGGGACUUCUACGCCAACAAGAUGCGCCGGCCGCUGCCCCCACCCUCACCAAGCUCAUGACACGCGCUCCCGCAGUCCCGCCACACUCCAGGGCCAGCUGAGCACCCCCCCAUCUGAGGGCACAGCAGUCCUGCAGCCAGGAUCCUCCAAAGCACAGCGCCCUCCCCCACAGGCCGUCCCAAGAAUCCAGUCCCCGUAGAACUCAAGUGUGGACUUGACCUUUGCCCUUGGUGCUUUUAUACUUAAUAUAUUGUUCAGAGCCACUGGAUGGCUUUCUGCAGUAAGGGGAAAUAGGCCUGAGCCACAGAAUCGGCAGUCUCGAAGGUUCUCUGGACCUCGACGGGGGCACCUCUGACAACCGACAGCAGAGCAAGACGUCGUCGGCCGCCUCUGCCUCGGCUUUCUUCUGACGUCCGAAUUCCCGGUGCUUCGUGUAUCACGGGGUGGAGUAGCCCAAACGGGACCGUGGACAUGGAAUCGGGCUUUAUUCUGAAAGCCAGCGGCACCCUGGGUGGAAGGACAGAUGCCGGCGGCCUCUCCGGAGGGGCCUCGCGACAGCACAGGAACUUUGCCGUCUGCCCAGCGCUGAGAGCAGGUUCUCUGGACCCUGGGCCUGGCCUGGAGGACUUCCCUCUGCAAGGCUGGAUCUGCGUGAACCCAUGGGAGACCGGGGCCACGCCGCAUUGCAUCAGCUGUGUUGGGGAGAAGAUUCUGGAAGGUUUAGGUUUGGGGAGGUGCUUAAUUGUCAGAUCUCUGCUGUCCACCCAGGGAAAUGGAAGACCCUCUCUUCCAGGUGCUGUGAGCAGCUCUGGGAUCGCUUCCUGGCAGACGGGGGAGCCCAGGACAGCCUUGUCAGGGUCGUGGGGGCUCCUCUCUGCCUUCUGGAGCCCUCUACUCUACUUAGCAGGGGGGGGGGGGGGGCCUCUAUUCUAGCCAGGACUUCAUAACUUUGGCACCUGUAGAUGGCUUCCCAGUGACCUUGGCCACCUGCCUGAAGUUGAUUAUCUCCAGAACCUCAGAAGAUUCAGGCUCAAGCCUGGCCGCUUCGUCCAUCAUGGGCAGAUUUCCUCCAGGGAACACUCCACCUAGUGGAGGAGAGCUGCCUGGCCGGGACCAGGGACCACUGCCCGGCCAUCCAGCCUUCCUGUAGCGCAGACCUUGUCAUGUCCCUGUUGACCAUCUUCCCAGUGGGGCAAGAAGGACACUCAGAAAAGCAUGAAGAGGGUCUUUCCCACCUUCAGUCUCUUCGCCCCUCAACACAGAGCUGUGCCCUCUCUGGAGCCCGGGGAGGGGACCCCUCUGAGGGCACAGAUGAGUCCUGACAACAGGGCGCAACAGUCCUGCAGCCAGGAUCCUCCAACCCACAGCACUGCUGGCGCACAGGCCGCUCACCGCUCACCUCCCAGGAGCUGGGAGGAAGGGACCCCAGCCUGGGAACGGGCCCUGGAUGCCAAGAUGUCCGUUUCCCUGGCCAGCGUGGUGGCAGUUGGGUUGGUGCUCAUGUUCAAGGACGUUGCCAUGAAGACCCCACCAUCUCCUCCGUUAGCCCAGAGGAUGUGCAUGGGGUCUUCUCCGGGUGCUUUUUCGCUUACUGGCGCUGUGUCUGUGGUCUGUGUUUGUGUUGUGGAUGUCACGACUUUCAGGUCAGCUUCAAUCACAAUGACAAACAACAAAUCCCUCUGCUCUCUCAAGCCUGCUCCAGGGAUGGGGGAAGUGGAGGGGGGUGGCCGGGACUUGCUGCAGCCCCUUGGCAGCUGCCCCUACCCCCAGCCCCUGGAAUCAGUGAGGAGUGGAGAACCCUCCUUUGGUGCUCAGCGCCCGGUGCUCUGCAGAGAGAAGGGACAGAAUGCCAGGAUGGGGCUGCCCAUCCUCUAAUGUCACCCCCCCCCCCCCGGCUCUUGUACCCACAACAUUCUUAAAUCUUGGGGCACUAGGAUUUCGUUUUUCCUCAGCCCCAAAUGUUCUGUAGGUCAUCACAGAUGGACAAAGCCGGGGGCGCGGAGCAGGGGGGUUGGCGAGGGGAGGCCAGCUAAGGAAGCCGGGGCAGCUUAGCUUGCACGCCUGCAUGGGUCGCAGCCUGGGCUCCUGGCUGAGCCCUUUCCCUGUCACCUCUGUGUCAACUGCGCGCCCCUGGCAAGGGCCCCACACCCUCAGAGUGCAAACGGCUGAUUCGGUUGUUAAGAAACACCCCAUUGCUUCCCUAAGGUGCUCCUUCCACUCACGUGGCACUGGUGAUCUGCAAUUCACCAGCAACGACUAACCUCGGUGCAGCCAUCGCCCCACUUUGUUCAGAAGACACGAAUACCCCGUGAUGGCCACAGCGGCAGCGGCGUGUCUUAAUGGUUAACAACACCCUGUACUGUCAUUCAAGUGCUGUCCCUACGCGGUCGCACACAUGCGCGGCUAACUACCGUCUUAGGAUCUCAUGGUGCUAUUUGUUUAAAAUAUAUUUUUAUUGAUUUCAGAGAGGGAGGGAGGGAUGGGGGGGAGAGAGAUAGAAGCAUCAAUGAUGAGAGAGAAUCAUUGAUCGGCCUCCUGCACGCCCCUUACUGGGGAUCGAGCCUGACCAGGAAUCGAACCGUGACCUCCUGGUUCAUAGGUUGACGCUCAACCACUGAGCCACACCGGCCAGGCUCAUGGUGCUGUUUUCAUUGGUGCAAAUGCAACCCUCUCGGCUGACCAUGGCUUGGCCACCUCUGCCCACAGGGCACAAUCUCAGUGGCAGUAAUACCAUGUCUUGUUCUCUCCGGAGUCAAAUGUAUAUAGUUCCCAUUAGUUAACUCACUUUGCGUUCUGUCCCCGGGUUAUUCUGUGUGACUUUUUUGGUGCUGGUUUUCAAAAGAAGAAGAAGCAGAGAAAAAAUAGAAAAGAAAUACAAUAGAAGACACACAUUGGACACCACUGUACAUGAAAGAUUGAUCAUUUCAUUGGAAGCGAGCUGAAUAUGUUCAAUAAAGUGUUUUUCCUGUAACAGUCGUGAGCUGUCUGUACAGCAAGAGACAAAGCCAGUCCUCAAGGCUGAAAGAGGGAGGCGGUGUGCCUUUCUCCCGGGGUGUCGCGGGGCUUGUCUGCGGGGAGCUGGGGGCUGCCGGCCAGCUGUGGACAGUGUCAGGGGGCGCUGGUCCAUGCGGUUCUGGCCGUGUCUCCCCCAGUGAGCAAGUGCUAACCAACCAUUCCGUCCUGGGCCUCCUCCCUGUGUGGUUGCAAACCCUGGAUGGGGCCCGGCCGGCGUGGCUCAGUGUUUGAGCGUCAACCUAUGAACCAGGAGGUCGUGGUUCGAUUC
Messenger RNA from Myotis myotis, 6694 nucleotides. It is a transcript of the gene ADAMTS17, whose product is annotated as ADAM metallopeptidase with thrombospondin type 1 motif 17. The transcript is spliced from 23 exons. Gene Ontology annotation, molecular function: metalloendopeptidase activity. Gene Ontology annotation, cellular component: extracellular matrix. NCBI's taxonomy places the organism in Eukaryota, Metazoa, Chordata, Mammalia, Chiroptera, Vespertilionidae. Bases 88 to 3471 code for a protein of 1127 amino acids. The record is from RefSeq and is a predicted model, not a curated record. Gene Ontology annotation, biological process: extracellular matrix organization; proteolysis.